AUGGGACAGUUUGUGAGUAGGAGUGAAGUGGUUAAUGAAGUGGAGUGUCGUGAUAGACAACUGUUUACUGAACACAAUGGGAUCUUUGUGCCUGUUGUGAAGGCGGAUGCAGUGUAUAAAAUCAGCGUUGGUUCAAGGGUUGAGCGUGUAGUUUGUGAGUUGCGUGGGCCUUUGACGUUCAAUUUGGAGUUAAGAAAGGCGAAAACUAGUGGUCAGUUUAUUUUCAAUAUUGAUAGGCCGUGUCUGAUGGGAUUUUACCGGUUGAAAUGCUUGGAUAUCGAUACAGAAGUUUAUAUUGAGGGGCAAGAACCUACAAAAGAGUUGAAAUUUCCAUCUAUAGAGACAUGGUUGCCUGAUGGCAAUGAUUUUAGGAAACUGAUUGCUUCGUUAGAGGAUAAUAUUGGAUCAAUGCAGAAAAAUGUCAAUUGGAAAUCAUUUUUGGAGAAUCUGAUAAAGUUUAACGAUCUUUUAACCUCGAUGGGUUCAGUGUGUGCAAAUUUACAAACUUUCAAAUUUAGUCUGCCGAACCAUCCCUUCCAGAGACUUUUCAAUGAUGAGUUUCAACACUGGUUACGAUCAUACAGGUCCUCGAACAUCGAUCAGUUGUCACAAUCCCUGGGGAAAGAUGUGAUAUCACCAUUGCAAGAGUUUGUUGAUUAUGAGAAACAGAAUCAAAAGACCUUGUUGAAGAAACAAAAGAAUUUCAACGAAGCGAUCAAAUCAAUGUAUUCCUCGCAAUCGACUUCACCACUCACAGCAAAAAGUAAUUACGAGCUGGCAAGGUUAGAGUACCAAGAUUACCUUUAUCAAAGCUACGUUAUCGGUUCGCCAAUGCAAAAGCUUUACAAUUCUAUCUCAUAUUUUUUGAAUUAUCCCACAGAUGACACAAUUUCACGAAUUAAUGAAAACUAUACCAAGAAAACUAAUCAAUUGAAAUCAACAAUCAGACGGGCAAAGAGCAUCGACGACUUGAUGAAGACCUAUACAAGCCUCGGAGUAUCGCAUAAGGAAAACUAUCUGUUAGUUAGAACAAGCCUCAACGAUCACGAAAAUGUAACGAAUAAUAACUCCACAGGAAAUAAUAACCCCAACAACAGUUCACAUUGGCACAAGAGAUGGGCUACUUUAGAUGGUUCUGUCUUGACCAUCUUCCAUAGCUCAAAGAAAAUGCCUUUUCAGUUAAUCGACCUGUCAUUUGCUUGCAUCAAACAAAUAAACAAGAUGGUCAUUGAAAUAAUAACAUCCGGUUCAACGUCACAGACAUCACUUUUGGCUAAUGUUAACUCAUCCUCAUCAUCUUCCGAUCACGACGUAGGCAUCGCACGAAUGAGGGUGUAUUUGCAAUUCAAGGAUGACUCAGAUGCGAAAAGUUGGCUUGCUGCACUACAACAAUCUAACAUGGACACAAAACAAUCUCAUGACUCAUCAGCAACCAAUAGCUCGAAAGCUCACGAUACAUUGAUUGACUUAGUCAUGCGGCAGCAUGAAUCAAAUUCAAAGUGCUGCGAUUGCGGGAACUCCGAAACCGUUGAGUGGAUUUCAAUAAGUUUACUCUGUGUCCUAUGCAUAAAAUGCUCAGGUGUUCAUCGUUCCAUGGGGUCCCAUAUCUCAAAAGUCAGGUCUUUAACUCUCGAUAAUUUCACUUCACCAGAGAUUUUGCAUCUGCUUCAUAACAACGUAUCCAAUGCAAAUGUGAACUCUAUUUAUGAGUCAAAACAUUCCAAAGAAACCAAAAUUAAGCCAAGUUCGUCGGACGUUGAAAGAUCCCAAUACAUUAUAGACAAAUAUCAAGGAAGGAAAAUGGUAGAUGACGGGGAACAGGGCAGUAAAACAUCAUUGAGAUCAUUGAUCAAGGCUAUUCAUUUAAACAGCAUCUAUUUUUUACAAAAGACAAUAGCUCAAUCUAAACUAACGCUGAGAGAGGUGGUGAAUGAGCAAGCAAGAGGCGAUGAAAUGCCUACAAUAUUUCAGUACUCUUUAAAACAUCAUGAGAUGGUUAAUGGUAAACCUGUAUUUUUCAUUACAGAGUUUCUAUUAUACAAUGGGCUUCCAGUAGAUAACAUUCCCGAAAAUACGGUGAAUUGGUCUCCGGGUGUUAUAGAUUAUUGGAGAACCAAGAUUAGUAUUUAUGGAACAUAUUCACCAACUUCUUCAAAAACGCCGGCGAAUCGCGAGACACAGUUAUCAUCAUUAGUCAUACCGUCGGAGAAGGCGCCCAACAGGCGUUGGACUCUAAAUCAUAUGCCGAAUUCCCCACAAAUAAAGUCGCCAACCAAUUUGCUUAAUAUGCACAAGUCAUUAAAACUUUCAAAAAAAGGAGCCAGCAAGAAGGAAUAA
Messenger RNA from Torulaspora delbrueckii, 2337 nucleotides. RefSeq names its product GTPase-activating protein AGE1 (gene AGE1). The transcript has a single exon. Gene Ontology annotation, molecular function: GTPase activator activity. The coding region runs from base 1 to 2337 and encodes 778 amino acids. Gene Ontology annotation, cellular component: trans-Golgi network; endosome. Gene Ontology annotation, biological process: intra-Golgi vesicle-mediated transport. The record is from RefSeq and is a predicted model, not a curated record. NCBI's taxonomy places the organism in Eukaryota, Fungi, Ascomycota, Saccharomycetes, Saccharomycetales, Saccharomycetaceae.